AUGUUGAAGACAAUCGGUGCAAAAAAAUCACUUUGGCAACAAGUGUGUGAAGAGUAUGGAGAGCAGCCCAGUCCUCCCAGUGCUGUGUGGACAGAUAGCAGCUCAAUGAGCACCCAGUUCUCCCAGUACAGCGCCAGUACACACUCCCCUGUGUUCUAUGGACUCACCACAGCCAAGGUGUUCGUGGAUGAUGAUCCUCUGAGAGACUUUGACCCUCUCCUUUGCCACCCUGCCCUCGCUGGCUACGCUGUGUUGGAAAGACCUCCUUCUUCAAGCCAGAAGCGCCCGUCAACUGCAGAAACUCCAUCACCUCCACAACUACAUGAACGUCCUGUCGCACAUUUUUUGGAGAGGAGAGUGUUUCCAGUGUUGUUGCCUGGACUUGAGGCUUUGCUGAAAGAAGCCCGGAAACAUGGCUGUUUUGAGAGGGUUAAAACAGCCUUUAACCCAUGCGACUUCCUGACUGAGUGGCUCUACAACCACAACCACCGCAGGCAAGAACAGGUGCCAGUGAACUUCCAUGACAUCCCUUUUGUCAAAGACUUUCUCAACAUGCACCCCAGGCCUCCCGUCCCUCUGUAUCUACUGCUGAGUGAGGAUCAGGCUGCUCUGCUCAUCCAGGCUUUCUGGAGGGGAUACAAGAUCAGGGCACGACCAGAUGUGCAGGAGCUGCGCCAGUGGCAGAAAGAACUGAGAGAGAACAGCGACAUUAGCAAAACUGUUGAGCAGUUCUGGGCCCAACAAGAGAGCCGAGUGGGCUCUGCCAUGACAGAUCUUCCAGGAAGCCUCCAGUCUGGCGACUCAGAUGUGUCCAUCCAGGUGGUUUCACCAACCCCCCAAGCACCCUGGUCCACACCCCAACCCCUCAGAUGACCCCUGAGGGUGUCGAGUGGCUGACCCCCAGCCUCUGCAGCGUGGAGAAAAUGGCCUCCACACCA
This is a messenger RNA of Anoplopoma fimbria (sablefish), 938 nucleotides long. It is a transcript of the gene iqck, whose product is annotated as IQ motif containing K. NCBI's taxonomy places the organism in Eukaryota, Metazoa, Chordata, Actinopteri, Perciformes, Anoplopomatidae. The record is from RefSeq and is a predicted model, not a curated record. Gene Ontology annotation, molecular function: protein binding.